AGUCUCUAUCUCCUCUGAGACCUCUAGAACCGUAGGAAUACACUGCGAGAGCUCGAGCGACGAUAAUGCAAGCUGCAGUGGCAGCCAUGGCCGCCCACGCCGUCCUCGCCUACCCCACGUUCUCCCACGCUCUCCUCUCUCCUCUGCCCAACCUCGGCAGCCCCCCGCCCCUCGUCUCCGCCUUCCGCGGCGUCUCUCUCAGGCCGACUCCCACUCCUCUCGCCCUCUCCGCCGUCGCCCCCAAGCCCCUCGCCGUCGUCGCCGCCGCCACCAAGAAGGCCGUCGCCGUGUUGAAGGGCACUUCCAGCGUGGAGGGCGUCGUCACUCUCGCUCAAGAAGACGAUGGCCCCACGACAGUCAAUGUUCGUGUUACUGGGCUAACUCCUGGACCUCAUGGGUUCCACUUACAUGAGUAUGGGGACACGACCAAUGGAUGCAUCUCAACAGGAGCACAUUUCAACCCAAACAACAUGACACAUGGGGCUCCUGAAGAUAAAGUGCGUCAUGCGGGUGACCUGGGAAACAUAGUUGCCAAUGCCGAUGGUGUAGCAGAAGCAACGAUUGUUGAUACACAGAUACCACUGAGUGGUCCAAAUGCAGUAGUUGGAAGAGCUUUUGUCGUUCAUGAACUUGAGGACGACCUUGGAAAGGGUGGCCAUGAGCUGAGUCUAAGCACUGGCAAUGCAGGCGGGAGAUUGGCAUGUGGUGUGGUGGGUUUGACUCUACUGUAAUUCUUCGCUUGCAGCGUUACUGCUGUCCUCUGUGGGUUACCUCCUUUCAUAGAGUGAUAUGUCAUUCCUUGUUCGGCACAACAUGGCAUUGUGCAGACGACCCUAUCGUAUGGUUUUCGGCCUUGAUUGGCCGUGUAUGGCUACUACGUGAUUUCUAGCUGUUGAAGCUUCCUAUUAAUCAGGAAAUAAUGGAUCUAAGUCAUGUCAUAUCAGGUGAAUAAUAACAUUUGAUAUUGUUGUGUGA
Messenger RNA from Rhodamnia argentea, 975 nucleotides. Its product is annotated as superoxide dismutase [Cu-Zn], chloroplastic. The record is from RefSeq and is a predicted model, not a curated record. Bases 66 to 731 code for a protein of 221 amino acids. Gene Ontology annotation, molecular function: superoxide dismutase activity; copper ion binding. NCBI's taxonomy places the organism in Eukaryota, Viridiplantae, Streptophyta, Magnoliopsida, Myrtales, Myrtaceae. The transcript has 8 exons. Gene Ontology annotation, biological process: removal of superoxide radicals.